Molecule: messenger RNA, 2409 nt
Organism: Acanthosepion pharaonis
Lineage: Eukaryota; Metazoa; Mollusca; Cephalopoda; Sepiida; Sepiidae
Source: the annotation of a GenBank genome assembly
AUGAAUUCCUAUCUAUCUAUCUAUCUAUCUAUCUAUCUAUCUAUCUACUUCACAAUUACUACCUCGCUAUCUACCUCAAUCAAACAAUCCCUAUCACCCUCUCUUUGUCAAUCUAUCUCACUCAAGGAAUUUCAAUAUCUCUAUCUAUUUAUAACAGUGAAUCAAUUCCUAUCUAUUUAUCUAUCUUUCUAUUUAUCUCAUUCAAUAAAUUCCUAUCCUCCAAAUAUCUAUACCAGUGAAUCAAUUUCUAUCUAUCUAUAUAUCUAUCUAUCUAUCUAUCUAUCUAUCUAUCUAUCUGUUUGUCUAACGUUUGUUUUUCCUUCCAUCCUUUCUUUUUCUUUUUUUUUCUUUCUGUUAUCCCGUCGUCUUUUUUUUCACUUACCUUUCUUUAUUUCUUACUUCUUUGUAGCUAUGUUUUUGUCACCUCCUUUUCUAAACCACUUUUUCUUCUGGGUUUUUUCUUUAAUUUCUUCUUACUUUACCUAUAUUUCUCUUCAUUUUUUUCAUUCUUUGGCUUUUUUCUUUCGUUCUUUUUUAUUUAUUUUCUUUUCAAAGACAGUUUUCUCUUUCAAUUAUCGACUCGACUUAUUUUUCAUUGCUAUUCUUUACGCAUAUAUCUCUUCAUUUUUUCUUUUUCUUUCUUUCUUCAUUCUGCCUUUCUUUCUUUCUUUCUUUCUUUCCUUUCUUUCGUUCUUUCUUUUUCUUUCUUUUCUUCUUUUCGUUCAUUCUGCUUUCUUUCAUUCAUUCUUUUCUUUUUUCUUUCUUUCUUUUUUUCUUUCGUUCAUUUUUCUUUUUCUUUCUUUCUUUCUUUCUUUUCAUUCUGCUUUCUUUCUUUUUUCGUUCAUUCUGCCUUUUUUUUCUGUCUUUCUUUUUUCAUUCUGCCUUUCUUUCUGUUUCUUUCUUUCUGCCUUUCUUUCAUUCUUUCUUUCUUCUUUCUUUCUUUCUUUCUUUCUUUCUUUCUUUCUUUCUUUCGUUCAUUCUGCCUUUCUUUCUUUCUUUCUUUCUUUCUUUCUUUCGUUCAUUCUGCCUUUCUUUCUUUCUUUCUUUUCUUUCUUUCUUUCAUUCUUUCUUUCUUUCUGCCUUUCUUUCUUUUUUCUUUUUCUGUCUUUCUUUUUCUUUUCUUUCUGUUUCUUUCUUUUUCGUUCAUUCUGCCUUUCCUUUCUUUCUUUCUUUCUUUUUUCAUUCAUUCUGCCUUUUUUUCUUUCUUUCUGUCUUUCUUUCUUCAUUCUGCUUUCUUUCAUUCUUUCUUUUUUCAGUUCAUUCUGCCUUUCUUUCUUUCUUUCUUUCUUUCUGUCUUUCUUUCGUUCAUUCUGCCUUUCUUUCAUUCUUUCUUUCUUUCUGUCUUUCUUUCGUUCAUUCUUUCUUUCUUUCUUUCUUUCUUUCGUUCAUUCUGCCUUUCUUUCUUUCUUUCUUUCUUUCUUUCGUUCAUUCUGCCUUUCUUUCAUUCUUUCUUUCGUUCAUUUCUUUCUUUCUUUUUUUUUUCUUUCUUUCUUUCGUUCAUUCUUUUCUUUUUUCUUUCUUUCUUUCUUUCUUUUCGUUCAUUCUGCCUUUCUUUCUUUCUUUUCUUUCUUUCAUUCAUUCCUUUUCUUUCAUUCUUUCUGUCUUUCUUUCGUUCAUUUCAUUCUUUUCUGUCUUUCUUUCUUUUCAUUUCUUCUUUCCUUUCUUUCUGUCUUUCUUUCGUUCAUUCUGCCUUUCUUUCUUUCUUUCUUUCUUUCUUUCGUUCAUUCUGCCUUUCUUUCAUUCUUUCUUUCUGUCUUUCUUUCGUUCAUUCUGCCUUUUUUUCCUUUUUUAUUUCUUUCUGUCUUUCUUUCGUUCAUUCUGUCUUUCUUUCUGUCUUUCUUUCAUUCUUUCUUUCUUUCUGUCUUUCUUUCGUUCAUUCUGCCUUUCUUUCUUUCUUUCUUUCUUUCUUUCUUUCGUUCAUUCUGUCUUUCUUUCUGCCUUUCUUUCUUUCUUUCUUUCUUUCUGUCUUUCUUUCGUUCAUUCUGCCUUUCUUUCUUUCUUUCUUUCUUUCGUUCAUUCUGCCUUUCUUUCGUUCUUUCUUUCUUUCUUUCUUUUUCUUUCUUUUUUCUCUUUCUUUCUUUCUUUCUUUCUUUCUUUCUUUCGUUCAUUCUUUCUUUCUUUCUUCUGUUUAUUUCUUUUUUCUUUUUCAAAACAUUCGCCUUUCUUUCUUAUUUAUUUAUUUUCUUUUCCAAAACAUCGACUCAAUUUUUUCUAUCAUUGCAUUUUUUUUUGGGGGGGGGUAUUUCUCUUCAUUUUUCAUCAAUUGUUUAUUUUUUCUUUCCUUUCUUCAUCCUUGCUUUCUUUCAUCGUCUUGCAAUUUAUUUCAUUUUCAAGGACAUUUUUCUAUUUUUAUUCCCGACUGAUUCUUCAUUUCUUAUUUCAUUUCGCUUAUUUUCUUUUUAUCUUUAA